This is a messenger RNA of Puntigrus tetrazona (Sumatra barb), 1335 nucleotides long. RefSeq names its product copper chaperone for superoxide dismutase-like. The record is from RefSeq and is a predicted model, not a curated record. Lineage: Eukaryota; Metazoa; Chordata; Actinopteri; Cypriniformes; Cyprinidae. Gene Ontology annotation, molecular function: copper ion binding. Bases 47 to 853 code for a protein of 268 amino acids. The transcript is spliced from 8 exons. Gene Ontology annotation, biological process: removal of superoxide radicals.
GAGCGCGGAACUUCCGCUUGCGUCAGUGCAGGCGCGCGCCGCAGAGAUGGACACAAACAGAGCAGCGAAGCUGGAGUUUGCGGUGCAGAUGUCGUGCAGCAGCUGUGUGAACGAAGUGAAGGGCGUCCUGGAGAAAGAACCGGGAGUCGAGGCGGUGCACGUGGAUCUGUCUCAGGAGCAGGUUCUGGUGGAGACGGCGCUCAGCUCUCUUGAGGUUCAGGGUCUGAUUGAGAGCACAGGCAGACGGGCCGUACUGAAGGGGAUGGGCGGCUCAGAGACGGACCUGGGUGUUGCCGUGGCGAUGGUCGGCGGGGCGGGGCCGGUGCAGGGCGUGGUCAGGUUCCUGCAGCUGUCACCCGAGCGCUGUCUGAUCGACGGGACGAUCGACGGCCUGACGCCCGGAGCUCACGGCCUGCAUGUGCACGAGCUGGGCGACCUGACGCAGGACUGCACGAGCUGUGGAGAUCAUUUCAAUCCGUUCAGGAAACAGCAUGGAGCUCCGCAGGAUUCAGAGAGGCAUGUAGGAGAUCUGGGGAACAUUCGGGCUGGUCCUGACGGCAGAGCUUCCUUCCGGGUAGAAGACUCUGAGAUCAAGGUGUGGGAUGUGAUUGGUCGGUCUCUGGUGGUGGAUUCUGGGGAGGACGAUCUGGGCCGUGGGAAUCACCCGCUGUCCAAAAUAACAGGAAACUCUGGAGAGAGGCUGGCCUGUGGAAUCAUCGCCCGCUCCGCCGGCUUGUUUCAAAACCCCAAACAGAUCUGUGCCUGCGAUGGAGUGACGCUGUGGGAGGAGAGAGAGCGGCCCAUCGCUGGGAAAGGACGGAAAGCCGCUGACGCCCCGACCGCCCACCUGUGACCGGACCUUCCCGCGGACCAAUCAGAGCCAGUGGAUGUGCAGCCAAAUAUAUCUGUAAUCAUCGCAGCCGUCCUGUCAUGCUUCAUGUCUGAUUCGACUUUAAUUUCGAAUAUAAUAUUGUGCUAUGACUGAUAAAAAAAAAAGCUAAAACGUUUCUGGAAAGGGUCAUUUUUAAAUAAAGGAUAAUAUAGAAUAAAAAAAAUUUAUAAAUGCAAUAUUGUUAGUUAUUUACAAAGUGUUUGUGUUAUUAAAAAUAAUAAUAAUAAUGGCAAUGAUGAAAAAGCACUUAAUAUUUACACAAAAUAUUUUUUAUUAAUUACAUAUCAGCCAGACGUUAAUCAGAAUUUCUCGUUCUUAGAAACAAGCUCUUCAGCGGAAAUAUAAAGCGUCUUCAUUUAAAGCGUGUGAUUUAUUUUUUUUUGUAUGAUUUGUAAUGAUAGUUUUACAAAUAUUUUAUUAAAAACAAAAUAACAUCACCUGAA